Messenger RNA from Drosophila busckii, 2086 nucleotides. RefSeq names its product transcription factor kayak (gene kay). Lineage: Eukaryota; Metazoa; Arthropoda; Insecta; Diptera; Drosophilidae. The transcript is spliced from 3 exons. Gene Ontology annotation, biological process: regulation of transcription by RNA polymerase II. Gene Ontology annotation, cellular component: nucleus. Gene Ontology annotation, molecular function: RNA polymerase II cis-regulatory region sequence-specific DNA binding; DNA-binding transcription factor activity, RNA polymerase II-specific. The record is from RefSeq and is a predicted model, not a curated record. Bases 227 to 2020 code for a protein of 597 amino acids.
UCUGCGCUUGCUGUUAAACAAAAAUUUUACGUUCAGCACAGCAAACAAGAGCAGCAACAAUUUGGCAGCUGGAAGAAAAGUGCAGGCAAUAAAGACAAAAACUAAGAGAGGGAAACCAAAAACUGAGAGCGCAAUAUUCAUUAAGAGAGAGAGAGAGUGAGAGAGAGUCGCUCGCACAUGUAAUUUUGUGCAUUGUGUACGAAUAAGUGUCAAGUGUUUGUUAACAAUGAAAGUUAAAGUCGAGCGUACAACAAAAAAACAACCAACUGCUGCAGCAACAACAACAACAACAGCAACGACAACCAACGCAACAGAAACAACAACAACAAAAACAACAGCAGCAGCAGCAGCCAAGGCGGUAACAACUUUAACGCCUGACGACGACGAGGAUGAUGAGGUGAUGACAACGGCGCAAGAAUUGGACUUUUUGCCCGACAUGUCCACAACGAUAUCUACAACGACAGCAACAAUCACAACAACAGCAACGACGGCGCGUAAUCUUAUCCUCGGCACCUUUGAUGGCAUACUGAGUGCUCCGACGCUAACCACGCCCACGCUGACGCCCACAACACUGCGCACCAUUGAGGAGACACUACAAGAGCUGACCACAGACACACCGUUCCAGGCGCGCUUCAAGCCGCCACCUCUAACUCCCUUGGUGAGCGCCAAUGUCACAUCCACGCCCACUGCGGAUACAGUCACUCUAGCGGUGGUCAACGCCAAUACGCUAAACAUCCAACAGCCAUAUGAGCUGCUCGCCGGCAGCGAGUCCGAGGAUUCCCAGGGCUCCUGGAACGACAAUCAGCUGAACGAUGACCAAAGCACAACAGAUACUUCAAGUGCCGCUACGGACAGCACGUCGUAUCAGAAUGGCGGCCAGCUGCUGGGCAAUGGCACCAAUGGGGGUGCCAACAAUUUCACCGCUGCACUGGCAGCAGUUAACAGCGCCGGCCGCGGCGCUGGAGCAAACAGCAACACGAAUACCUCAAACAGUGCCACGCCAGCUCGUCGCUGUGGCGGACGUCGCCCCAACAAGGCGGCCAAUAUGUCGCCGGAGGAAGAGGAGAAGCGACGCAUCCGGCGUGAGCGCAACAAGUUGGCGGCAGCGCGCUGUCGCAAGCGGCGCGUAGAUCAGACCAAUGAGCUCACCGAUGAGGUGGACGCGCUGCAAAAGAAAGGCGAGUCGCUGCAGAAGGAGAUCGAGAUGCUGAAUGCCACCAAAAAUCAGCUGGAGUAUGUGCUCCAGGCACACCGUCCCACAUGUCAAAAGGUGCGCGAUGACUUGCUCAGCGUGGUCACCUGCAAUGGCCUAAUUGCGCCUGCUCCACUUCUCAGCGCUGGCAGCCAGCACAGUAGCACCAACAACAACAACAACAACAACAGCAAUAGCAAUGACAGCAGCAGCGGCACCAUCACCGGCUUUGACGCCACGCUUAACUCCACCGGUCGCAGUAACUCUCCGCUGGAUCUCAAGCCAGACAUCACGAACGAGCAGCUGCUGCUGCAGCAGAUCAAGGACGAGCCACACGAUGGCGGCCUGGACUCGUGCUCUUCACUAGAUCAGGACGGGCCAACGCCAGCGAAACGCUUUGCGCUGCCCGACAUUGCCACACUGACCGCUUCCUUGACCACGCCCACUGGCCCCGUUUCGUCGCUAAACACGCCCAUUGUGAGCUCAGCGCCCGUUUGCUUCAACGCCUUCACCGGCAACAUUGGCGCCAUCAGCAGUCCCACGCUCAAUGCGCACACGCUCAACAAGCUGCCCAAGACACGUCCGAACACGCUAAACGUGCAGCGGCCAUUUGUGGCCAAUAUGGAUGGCAAGGCGCCCACGCAGAUUCAGGGCGUGCCCAUUCAGACUCCCUCGACGGGCACCUUCAACUUUGACUCUCUGAUGGAUGGCGGCACCGGACUGACGCCCGUCUCCGGUCCGCUAGUGCCCACCUGCUCGUCCCAGAACAAGCAUCCGCUUGAGCUGCCCACGCCCACAAGCGAGCCGUCCAAGCUGGUCAGCUUAUAACCGCGUGCGUCGCCUCUAAAGUCAACAAUACACUUAGUUAUAUUUACAUAAAGUUUAAAGCAACAA